CUAAGUCCUAGAUUGUAGAUCUAGAUCUAAAUUAAUUUUGUUUGAUUGUUUUUGGCAUUGCUUUGAGUCUUGACAAUUGAAUUUUUAAAUUUCUUUGACUUUCACUUUGACAGUAUAAUUAAUUAUAACACACCUACAAUACAUCAUAAUACAAAUACUACAUAUUUAUUAUAGCUUCUAAUUCUUCUAAGCUUUGGUAUCUAUCGUAUAGUUUGUAGGCCUAUGUUAUAAGAUAAAAAAAGUAUGGUCAUUUCUGCUUUUAGCAUCAGCAUUUACCCCCCUCCUUUUUUCCCCAGGUGUAUGUUGUCGCCUAAAAAAUUACCUAUCUAUUCUAGAUCUAGAUAAAGAUAACAGACAAGAAAAUAUAUUUUUUUAUUUUUUAAAUUUCUACUUACUUUUAUACUUGUGGCGUCAUCAUGCAGCCAAGGCCACCUAGCUCUAGUACAGGAACACCUUCAAGUAAUCGUCCUUUUUCCUCUUCUAGAGCUAGAUCUGCAUUGAGAAAAUCUGUAGAUUUAUAUGAACCACCACCAUCUCCACAGCAAGUAAAUGACUCAUCAAUAGCUCGUCCAACUUCUUCAUUUUCAAAAUAUAGACCUCUUCCAGCUAUAGGAAGUCCAUCGCCAACAGAAUUGGAAGAAAAAUUACAAGUUAAACAGCCAAUACCCCCAGAGGAAGUUAGAUCCCAGGCAGAUAUACAUAAACCACAAUUGAAAAGAUUUCCAAGUUUAGAAAACAGAGAAAAUCAUCAUACUUUGAAAACUAAAUUGGCAUCUUUUCCUGGUGAAAAUGUUUCUGCACACCACAGUAUGUCCAUUAACUCAAGCAAUGUGUCUAGUCCUUCACAAAACAUGUCUAGUUCAUCACAAAAUAUGUCUAGUUCGUCUUACAGUAAUUUCAAUACUGCUGUUGAAGGCAUAGAAAAACUUGACUUGUCUCAACUUGAAAAACCUCCAUACUCCAGCAGACGACGAAAGAGUUUAUCAAACAGUCCUUCACAUGGAAGCCAUAAAAUUUCACCCCAUAAAAAAACCCAAAACACAAAUGGUGAACUAUAUGAUGCUGAUGAUGAUGAUUCUGACUCAUCAAACACAAAAAAUAGUAAAUCUAUUACACCUACCAAACCAAGCAAUGGAAACAAAAAACCUGUAAUCAUUCCUUCACCAGACCACUAUGAAGCCAAAGAAAUACUCUUAGCUGUCAAAUUACCAAUUAAUGGUACACGCCACCAGCGUUUCUUUCACACCAAUGAGAGGCUGCGGUCCAUUGUGGAGUUUGCAGAGGAAGUUGCUGGUCAAGACUUUGGUGGCUAUGUUUUGGUUUCUAGUGCUCCAAGAAUUUUAUAUACAGACUUACAUGAAACAAUAGCAGAAUCUGGCCUGCGAGAUAAAUCUGUUCUGCAUUUAGAAGAGCUUGAUUGAUUCAAUGAAAUAUUGGAAUUAGCAAUAUUGUUAGGAAGUUUAACACCAGAUUUACCAUAUAUGAAGCCAAAAAAAAUACAAACGCUUUCUCAGAAAUAUUUAUUUGAAAUAUGCGUUCAUUAUUCGUUAUGAUGGAAGGUCAAAUUGUUAUGGUCAUUUUUAGAUAUGUUAAGUUGCAUUAUGUUAUCAACUGCUGAAGUCAUUUCUUUUGUGAUGUUUCAACAUUUUUGAUAAACUGUGAUAACUUUAAUGUAUGCAUCCAUAAUCAGACAAUGCAUGUUUUUUUCAGGCGCAUCAAAAAGUUAAUGGUAAUUAGUAUAGGUAGGUGCAAGUCAUUCAUGUUCAGUGGCUAAAACCCACUAAUAUUUGCCUGUUUGAUAGCCAUAAGCUGGAAAAAAUAUAUAUUUCUUCUUUUAACUCUUUCUCUCCGUAAUUAUUUACACAUUCUGGUGGAAUCAACGCUGGUAUCGUCAGUUGGGAGAGAAAGAGUUAAGUCAGUUUAGUAUUUAUUUUUAAUGCUCUUUUAUUUUAGUACUUUAUUGUAGGUUAAAAUGCCACUUAGUUUGGGUAAUUUAUAAUUGGAAUCUAUAUGAGCAGUUUAAAAAUGUCUCUGUAAAAAAAAACAACACUUAAUGAAUAUGAUGCAUGAAUAUAUAAUGCGACAUUUGAAGGAGCGUGUGUAAUUUAUUAAGAUUAGAUGUGUGCCUUACAAAGUGAAACAAUAAUGCUUUAAACAAAAUUUAGAAUAAAGUUAAUUCACUGCUAAAAAUGUAUCAUGUGACCCUGUUGACCCAGCUGCCACUUUCAUAUUCUGACACAUGUGAUGCAGACAAAGAAGUUGUCCACAAGAGAUCUAAUUAUGUUUUCUUUCUCCAAUCUUCUGCAAGGGCUUUUCUUUGGGUCUCAAAUGUGUGACUGCCUUUAAGGUGAAAGAAAAUGUUUAUAUAUUUAUUUAUAUUGCAUUUGAGUGUUUAUAUAUUUCUAUGUAACAAAUACAAAGCCAGUGACACUAACUGCUCAGUGUGCAGUUGAAUAUCCUGGGCUCACAAAGGUCUCAGCAGCCACGUGCAGGUACAAAACCCCAGCACAAAGCCCUUAGCCUCGUGGAUGACAAAUGUGGUCAUCAUUGAACCACAAUGGUUAUGCCUGCACUGGAUGUGGUAAAAUAUGUCACAGCUGAGGUUGCAUAUCCACAGGAAAUUUUUAUAUAUAUAAGAUCUUAAUAGGAAAGAUAAUGAUUAUUAAAGUUUUAUGUUGUUCUUGGACCAACUUUUUAAAAAAAUUUUGUUUUAGAAGCUGUAAAUAUUGCAUAAAUUUUUUUUAUAAAGCUAUUUAUUUUUCCAGGUAAUUUAGAUGUGUCAAAGAAAUAUUCAUUUAUUUCUUUUCUAAUGAUGGUAUUUUAAAUAAAAUUUAUGUAUUUAGAUUUAAAAAAAAAAUAAUGAUGAACCAUUUAAAUUCUUUGAUUUUAUUUUUAAAAAGUCUCCUACAAAACUAUUUUUUAAAAUGGUUAAAAAAUGCAUUUGUCCAUUGCCAUAGGCAACCAAUUAUUUGCUUCACAAUACUUCUUUCUAUAAUUGACUACAGAUUUCUGUUUAGCAUUUGAGUAUUUAUUUGUAAAAGUUUGUACUGAAUGCAAUAUAAGAAUUCAAAUAUUAGACUUUUUUUAAAAUCAGAUCAACACACUUGUCUUACACAACAUUAGUCAACUGGGAUUCUGAAAUGGAACACAAUUUUACUCACCCUGUUUUGUACAAAUGCCAAAAUUACUUUUUAAAAACUAUGUUGUACACAGAUGACCAUGUUCAUGUCUUUCUUUUAUGUAGUCUAUAUUUUGAAUAAACCAUUUCUGAUUUUCUGUUUA
Molecule: messenger RNA, 3282 nt
Organism: Biomphalaria glabrata
Lineage: Eukaryota; Metazoa; Mollusca; Gastropoda; Planorbidae
Exons: 3
Coding region: 417-1421 (334 amino acids)
Molecular function (GO): protein binding
Source: RefSeq, a predicted model, not a curated record